Molecule: messenger RNA, 2247 nt
Organism: Aureobasidium melanogenum CBS 110374
Lineage: Eukaryota; Fungi; Ascomycota; Dothideomycetes; Dothideales; Saccotheciaceae
Exons: 3
Coding region: 1-2247 (748 amino acids)
Biological process (GO): anatomical structure morphogenesis; negative regulation of transcription by RNA polymerase II; cell differentiation
Molecular function (GO): DNA-binding transcription factor activity, RNA polymerase II-specific; RNA polymerase II cis-regulatory region sequence-specific DNA binding
Source: RefSeq, a predicted model, not a curated record
AUGUCUGUCAUACGAGUACCCCUAUCCGACUCUAGGUUUUCGACAUUGUCGCCGAAUACUACAUCAUCGGCUGCUGAGCCUUCCCAUGCCCAACCUCAGAUCGUCUUCACCAGGCAGUUGUGGGAGAGAACGAUGCCAUCUGCAGAACACGACGACUUGAGCACAAGUUCCCAAGGUAUCGCAAGCAACGGAAGCGUCAAUCCGCGCAGAGUGUCGACCAACAUAUCCAUCGCGCCGCAAGUCCAGCACUCACCCAAGUCUCGGUUGUCAGACACGCCACUGACGCCUGAAGAAUCACCGCCUUUUUGUGAGCAUCGAAAGAGGAGUGCCGACGUUCUUGGCCAGGACGAACUUCAAGACGUGAGCCCUUCGCACACCAGGGACGGUAGCACUGAGUCAGUGGUCAACUUUUGUCUGUGCCAACCUGAGCCCAAGGUUCCCAGACCUAGGAACGCAUUUAUACUUUAUCGCCAAAACCGCCAGGCUGCCGUUGUCGCUCAAAACCCAGGUCUUGCUAAUCCAGAUAUCUCAAAGAUUAUCGGGGAGCAGUGGAGAAACGAGCCCGAAGCGGAGAAGAACCGGUGGAAGGCAUACGCAGAGGAAGAGAAACUGCAACACCAACAGAGAUAUCCUUCUUACCGGUACCAGCCCAAGCGCUCUGGGCGCCGCGGCAGUGUCUCAUCUGAAUCAGGCUUCCCACAAACAGACCACCGCAAGUGCCAGAAGUGCGGAGGUCGUACCAUCAUCCAUCCAACUCCAAGCACGCCCUCUUCGGCACGAGAGCGGUCUGACAGACCUCGCAGUCUUGAAACUAGUCCUUCAUCAGCUUAUCCUCACCCACCACGUCUGAACGCAUUCCAACUUCCUCCCCCAACUCCAUCAUCGACCACAACACCUUCUACUCGAUACCUGCCUAUGCUGAACAACCUCUCUCUUUCAUCUCCACACCCUCGCAACAUGAACAACGGUCGCCCUUCUCAACCAUUCAUGGUUCAGCGUGGCGAAGAUGAACACUCAUCCAUCCUGUCGCCCGAUUUGAAGCGACGCAGAUUCGAAUCUCCACAGGGAACAUAUGUCAUGUCGACACGGACCAUGCCUCCACGACAGAAUGCAGGCCCUGGUACACCUUUCCCCUUUGGACCGCAAGGACAGCCGCAGCAGAUGGGCCCUCCUCAUCAAUUCCAACCUCCACCUGGAGCGCAACAUGUCCGCAGAGAGAGUCUACCCCGACCAACCGAGCUUCUUCGAGGACCGAUGCCACCCAACAUGAUGGGCCCUCCGCCCCGUCCCGGACCUGGCUAUUCACAACACAGAGCUAAUCAAGGUCAACGUCCAGGUGGACCGGAGCUAAGUCUGACAUUACCUCCUCUACAAGCUGGCACCUUGUCCGGCCCUCCUACAGCUAGCAGAGUAGGUCCUGGACAACCGUCGGGUGGCAACAGAGGUAGCGAAUCGAAGGAGCCUGACCGACGCAGCGUGGGAGAGAUCAUCAUGUCCAUGUCAUUCAUGGCCAAGGUGCAGAUUCUUGGUCGAGUUGCACCACCCUUCUCUACUACUGAGCACAACAAGUCGCGAGCUACCAUUAUCGCUAUUGAAGGUGACGAUGCAGAGGCCGCUCGAGACGUGACAGACUGGCUUGAAGAAUUCUUGGGCCGUGAAGGCGACAUGGUGGUCAAAGUAGUCGAUGGGCCCAAGCUACCGGAAGGCAAGGAUGGAAGUGAGGUCGAGUUCCAAGAACUACUACGUACUGUGGCUGAUUGGCAUGACAAUGGCAAGAAGAUUGAGCAGCUGGCGCGUGGUGACAAGGAGCGCAAGGACAGCGACAGCAGUUCACAGUCAGGGUCGAUAGCUGACGGCGAGGCUAUGGAAGUCGACUCAUCUCUCAGCAGCAGCAGGGUGGUGAUACUUCUGCGCACGUACACGGUGACAGCGUCCAACGUGUUUGCAUCACGAGUGGCUAUCAAAGAUGCGUACAAGGCAGCGGAUCACUGGCAGUGGACAGCAACGUUGUGGCGCGGAAUCGUCGGACCAGACAUGACGGUUUAUGUCAAGGAGGCUGACAGAGCAGAGGAUGCAGGAAAAGGUGGAGUGGAGAUCAAGGAGGAGAACCGGAUCAUGGCGGUCCGACGUUUCAAAGGCAGCGAAGAGAACGGUGGAGUAGAGGGAAUUGAAGCAGGCACGUUGCGACGUCUUGGGUUUGAGGUGGGUGAAUGGGUCAGGAGCGGAGGGGCGACAAAGAAGGAGUAG